Naegleria lovaniensis is the source of this 342-nucleotide messenger RNA. RefSeq lists its product as uncharacterized. Lineage: Eukaryota; Heterolobosea; Eutetramitea; Acrasida; Naegleriidae. The record is from RefSeq and is a predicted model, not a curated record. The transcript has a single exon. The coding region runs from base 1 to 342 and encodes 113 amino acids.
AUGGUGUCUAUAUAUUCAACAGUCUUCCCAUUAGUUGCCACAACCGUUGGUGUUGUGUAUUUUAAAGAAACACCUUCUCCUCUUGUAUUAGUUGGUGCUGCAUUUAUUUUGGUUGGAUUGCUGGUUGUGAUUGGAGCUCGAUAUCGAGAAACUCAAUUGGAACGGGCCAAUAUGAUUUCAACACAUACUGCAGAAGAUCAUGACAAUAAUAUUACAGAACAACAACAAUCAUCUACAUCAUUACCAUUGGUUUCAUUGAAUAAUGAGGAAGUUAAUUGCUCGCCUUCAGCAAGUGUUGACUGCGAGUCUUCGUCUAAAAGCUCAUUGGAGGGCAAAGUGUGA